AUGCGUCCACAAGCCCACGUGCCCGGGUGAAUAGACAGGUUACACGCAGGACUCGGAAGUUCCCAAAGUCGUAAUAUAAGCUUGACUCCCGGGACCCAAGACGUAUGCCCAGACGUAGAAAUCCCAAUCCUACCUUACUUGGGGCCGAGGAUCAAACGAAAAAGAAAAAAUCUUAGGAUGAUCCUAACUCGUGGCUUCUGGUGACGCGUCUGCUUCCAGCAGGCUGAUAUACGCUCGCUCCCUUAAGACGUCCCCUUCCUUCUCAUUCGUACCUUCUUAGGUAAUAGUUUUACUCCUCAGUCCAAUUAGAGGGUACUAGCUUCGUCGCUAUGAAGUCGCAUCCCUCCGCAACGGCGCUGCUGCUGCUCGCCGCGCAAGCCUUGAUCACCCCGACGGGCGGGAUCCCCAACUGUCCGUACCCGGGACCAGCGUUCCCGAAGCCGAGGUCGCUGGCCUCGUCCGACGCGAUAAAGACCGCCAUUGCGAACCUAACGACGACGUUCAACGCGCGCGGUACGGACCCGGCGGCCAACCCCAACAGCACGUCCUGGUCCAUCCAAGUAUUCUCGGCUUCUGAUGCGGACGAGGACACGCCACUCUGGAGCCACUAUCACACCGCGACUGAUCUCCUGACGGCUAAUACUCCGGGUGUGAAGAGCGUCGAUGGCGACACCGUGUACCGACUCGGUAGCGUUACGAAAAUAUUCACGAUAUUAACGUUUCUGAUUGAGGCCGGAGACACGUACUGGAACACCCCGGUAACACAAUGGGUCCCAGAACUAGAGCUGUUGGCCGGGAAAGCCCAAUACGAUCCCGUUAUGAACGUGGAGUGGGAAACCAUUACGCUGCAGGACCUGGCAAGCCAUCUGGCUGGAAUUGUGAGAGAUUAUGCCAUCGAAGGGGAAUUGACGCAAGAGAACAACCAAACUGUACUCGAAGCCAAAGGCUUUCCGCCAGCACCCCGGAACGAAACUCCUACCUGUGGUGAAAUGAUAAAAUGUCCUCGCGCUGAGUUCUUUACUGGUUUAUCCAACGUGCCGCCAUCAUUCUCUCCUUCGUGGACGGCCGGGUACUCAAAUAUGGGCUACCAGAUCCUGUCGUAUGCGCUCGAAGCCAUCACGCAAAAGCAGUUCGCGCCGAUGCUACAAAGCGACAUCAUCGAUAAACUCGAGCUCCAACACACGUUCUACCAGAAGCCUGACGACGAUUCCUUAGGCGUCAUACCGGAAGGCCACGAGGACGACUGGUCGUACAGCAUUGGCGAAGCGAGCCCAACCGGAAACAUGUACUCUUCCGCAAGCGACCUCUCGCGCCUCGGCCGCGCCAUAUUCAGGCACACCUUACUCGCCCCAGCACAGACGCGGCGAUGGCUCAAGCCCACAGCCCUCACGUCCGACAUCCACGAGGGCGUUAGUUCGCCGUGGGGAAUCCGGCGCAUCCCCCUGAGCGACGGGAGCCGGGUCGUCGACGCGUACAGCAAGGCCGGCAGCAUCAACGUGUACAUGUCGCUCCUCGUGCUUCUCCCGGACUACGACGUCGGGAUCAGCGCGCUCCUAGCCGGGGGCUGGCCGGGCAACGCGAACUGGGACAUCGCGGACAACAUCGGGCGCGCGCUGCUCCCGGCGCUCGAAGACGCCGCGCGCGAGGAGGCCGACGCGAACUACGCGGGCAUUUACACGGCGGCCGGGGACGCGGACCUGAAUAGCACGCUGGUGCUCAGCACGGACGCGGCGCGGCCGGGGCUGGGGGUCGAUAGGUGGGUCAGCAACGGCACGGACAUGAUCCCCGUCGCGGUGCGGUACACGCUGAACUACAACGUCACGGCCCCGUCGAUCCGCAUCUACCCCACGGGCCUCGAGUCCGCGGCGGCGGCGGACGGGACGAGGAAGAUCGCGUUCAAGGCCGUGGUCGAGAACUUGGAUCUGACGGACCACAGCAGCGCGAUGUUCUCGACGAAUUGCGGGACUUGGGUUAGCCAGACGGCGGCGGUUUAUGCGGAUAUGCCGUUAGAUCAGUUUGUGUUUACGCUCGGGGAGGAUGGUAGGGCGGUUAGUGUGACGCCGUUGGCCUUGAGGACGGCGUUGCUGAGGAACAGCUAAUUGAGAGGGGGGUAAUUCAUCGUUGGUGUAGCCGCUGUAUGUCUCCGUAGCGGUCCUUGUACCACAGCACCAUGAAUAUUUCCAAACUGACUUGAUUCGUAUUCUGUUCGCUUAUCCACGUCAUCGGCUUGUAAAAAUCUAAAAGGGUAGAAGAUGGAGUUAAGAGGGGAUUGGUAGGGGAGCCAAGUGUAUGGGUAGCUAAACGUUGUUCUUU
Annulohypoxylon truncatum is the source of this 2313-nucleotide messenger RNA. RefSeq names its product beta-lactamase/transpeptidase-like protein. The record is from RefSeq and is a predicted model, not a curated record. NCBI's taxonomy places the organism in Eukaryota, Fungi, Ascomycota, Sordariomycetes, Xylariales, Hypoxylaceae. The transcript has 4 exons. The coding region runs from base 330 to 2099 and encodes 589 amino acids.